This is a messenger RNA of Solanum stenotomum, 1434 nucleotides long. RefSeq names its product protein LURP-one-related 14-like. Bases 88 to 693 code for a protein of 201 amino acids. The record is from RefSeq and is a predicted model, not a curated record. The transcript has 3 exons. Lineage: Eukaryota; Viridiplantae; Streptophyta; Magnoliopsida; Solanales; Solanaceae.
GCCUUUUGACAAUCUCUUAUGAACCAAUAUAAGGCAAGUCAUAGCUAGUUUUUGUCAAUUAAUGUUGAGUAAGUAGUGUUUACAUAUAUGUUUAAGCCAGAGAUAAAUUUUGAAGUUCCCCUGCUUCCUAUUGUUGGGGAUGGCUUCUGUUUUCCUUAUCUUGUGAACUUAACUGUGAAGAAGAAGAUCCUUGGACUCUCACAACUAAAUAUCGAUGUCUUGGAUGAUACUGGAAUCUCUCUUCUCCAAGGUGAUGGAAAAGUUUGGCAUCUCAGAAAGAAGAAAAGAAUCAUUGCUCAUCCUGAUGGUUUACCUCUCCUUACUCUGCGCGAAAAGACACUUUCAUGGCGUAAUACGUGGAAAGUUUAUCGUGCUGAGAGUUCAGACAUAAAUGAUCUGCUAUACACAAUUAAAAGAUCAAGCACAUUUCAAAUGAAAAUGCAACUUGAUGUGUUCUUGGCUAGCAAUAUCAAUGGAGAGAUAUGUGAUUUCCAAGUAAAGGGAUCUUUCACCAAUCAAUCUUUCAAAGUUUAUAAAGGGGAUACUUUGAUUGCUGAGGUCAAAGAGAGAUUCAAACUUGGAAGUUUCUUCAAAGGAAGAGAAAAUUUUGAAGUAAGAGUUUAUCCUGGUGUGGAUUAUGCGUUUAUCGUCUCAAUAUUGAUAGUAUAUAAUGAAAUAUACGGGGAAUCAUAGAUACACUAUGUCAAUUGUCAGGUUUCUUGGCCUCUUUUCACUUUAAUGUAUGUACAAGUGUGUAAAAACUCACAUCAUAUACUUAUAAAGGGAGUAAUUUAGCCUUUUAUGAUGUUAAUAAAUAAAUAGGCAGGCUUUUCUUAUUGGGAUUCUACUUAAUUUGGUUGAACAAGAUGAGUUCAUCCAAUUGUGAGUUCUUCUUUCUUCCUUAUCAUAAGUUAGGCAGUCAUUGAUCAUCUUCAAGCUCUGGUAUACUAAGAGAUAUUAAGAAUUAAGAUAUCCAGGACAAGAGAGGAGUGGUCUCGAUAGAGGACAAGAUGCGGGAAACGAGAUUGAGAUGGUUUAAGCAUGUGCAGAGGAUAUGCACGGAUACUCUUGUGCAAAGGUGUGUGAGGGCUGACUAUGGAUUGUUUCAACAGAAGUACAGGUAGGCCGAAGAAGUAAAUGAGAGAGGUGAUUAAAUAUGACAUGAUGCAGCUUCAACUAGCUGAUGACAUGACCGUAGACAAGAGGUCACGGAGAACACAUAUUAAAGUAGGAAGUUUGAUAGUUUAGUGCUGUCUCGCUUAUUAUUCUUUACUAUUAGCUAGCCGUCUUAUUAGUUGUAUAUUCUUGAAGUUUCUUGUCCUUUGAGUUUGGUUAUUAUUUGUGGGUUUCUUACACUUCGAUUAUCAUUGUAUCUUGUUAUGACUACUACGAUUUAGAAUGAUUUGUCAAGUUGUCUAUAGUAUAUAUUUGUCA